AAGGUAGCCUGUUGUAGUAGCUGAAUUUGAUUCAAUGACCACCAGUUCUCUCAUGGCUUCUGCAAUCUCUUCUUCUUCUUCUUCACUAGCUAGUAGAAGACUUUCUGUGACUGCCCUUUCAUUUUCUUCUAUUUCAGUUUCGCACAACGCCAAAGUUCACUUCUUUAAGUGGAUUCCUUACUCGGGUCUCUCUUCUUGGAAUGGACUGAAGCAGCUGAGUAUUUCAAAAUCUCAAUUUUCAGUACAAAUUGGGAGAAGUAGAAAAAACAAAGGAAAAGGUGUAUAUGCAUCUCUAUUUGGAGUUGGUGCACCUGAGGCACUAGUGAUUGGGGUUGUAGCUUUGCUAGUUUUUGGCCCAAAAGGUCUUGCUGAGGUUGCUCGUAACCUGGGAAAAACUUUGCGUGAAUUUCAACCUACUAUCAGAGAACUUCAGGAUGUUUCAAGGGAAUUCAAGAGCACACUUGAACGAGAGAUUGGCCUUGAUGACAUAAAAGGUUCAGGCCAAGACACAAGAAAUUCUAGCACCAUGAGGCCUUCAUCAGAUAGCAGCUCUAACGAUUCAGUGGCUGAUCCCAAUGGUUCUCCAUCACCAAAAUUAGCUUCCACGGCUGAAGACGACUUGGAAAGGAUGAUGAGAAUUGCUGAUGCUGAAAAACAAGCAGAGAAAGACCUUGCAGCCUUACUUGAAAGUCGGUCUGAAUCCCAAACCGUGUCACAAGAAGUAGCAGAUAAUUCUUCUUCCUCAGAUAGAGCAUACUCAACUGAAGAGUACUUGAAGAUCAGUGAGGAACAGCUAAAAGCUGCCGCUCAGAAGCAGAAUGAGACAUCUACGCUCGAGCAAAUCCCCUUCAAUGCCCAAAGCCCGUCGCAAGCAGAUAGUGAUUCUUCAGCAGAUGGAGCAUACUCAACUGAAGAUCUUUCAAAGGCAGCUGCUGAGCAGAAUGAGAUGUCUUCUCCCCAGCAAAUCCUCUCAAAUGCUGAAAGCCAGUCGCAAGAAGCUCCCGGAGAGGCUGCCUCGAUGAUCUCUUCUUCCACGAAGCCCGAAAGUGAGACAUAGGGAAGUAAUGGUAUAGGUCUUGUUCUUAAAAUCAUUGAAUAUUGUAGUGUUAUUCUUAAAAUGCUUGAUGAACUUGGAAUGUUCUGCUUCGGAGUAACAAUUUUGUACAUUAGAGCCAUUGAA
Molecule: messenger RNA, 1180 nt
Organism: Solanum stenotomum
Lineage: Eukaryota; Viridiplantae; Streptophyta; Magnoliopsida; Solanales; Solanaceae
Product: sec-independent protein translocase protein TATB, chloroplastic
Exons: 8
Coding region: 35-1057 (340 amino acids)
Biological process (GO): protein transport by the Tat complex
Cellular component (GO): membrane
Source: RefSeq, a predicted model, not a curated record